Molecule: messenger RNA, 688 nt
Organism: Nicotiana attenuata
Lineage: Eukaryota; Viridiplantae; Streptophyta; Magnoliopsida; Solanales; Solanaceae
Product: sulfated surface glycoprotein 185-like
Exons: 1
Coding region: 26-565 (179 amino acids)
Biological process (GO): regulation of double fertilization forming a zygote and endosperm; double fertilization forming a zygote and endosperm; regulation of protein localization to cell surface
Cellular component (GO): vesicle; extracellular region
Source: RefSeq, a predicted model, not a curated record
UCUUCUUUUCUCCUCCUAAAAUAAAAUGCCUCGAGUUAUUACUUUCAUAAACAUGAAAGUAAUAUUCGUUUUAUGCAUUUUAACCGUGAUUAAACCGAGUAUCGGGCGUGUAGUAGUCGGCGUCCAAGGCUUUGGGCCGGGCUUUUCAGGUGGGCUUGGUAACACUGGCCCAUUUGCUUGGAGUUUUGGUGGGCCUGAGGCUGAAAAAUGUGUAGCAGCUCUUAAAAAUACUCCAGGUUGUAUUCAAGAAAUAUUUGGCUCUUUAUUCAUUCCAUUUCAUUUUCAUUCUAUUGGGCCUCAAUGUUGCAAAGCUGUUAUAGACAUUCAAGAUAAUUGUUGGCCCAAGAUUUUUCCGAUAAGCCCGCUAUUUCCGUUUACGCUCAAGAAUUUUUGCACCAAAACACAAGGUCAGGUUCCGGUUGCACAACAACCACCGUCGCCACCGCCACCAUUUCCGUAUUCGUUUCCACUUCCGUCGUCUCCAACCUCAUCGCCGCCUCCGCCUCAACCGUUUUCGUGGUCAUUUUCAUUUGGAGAGAAUGCACAUAAUGAAAAUUCCUAUUAAGAAAGGGGCUAGUUGAGAGAAACUAGGCCCAGAUUUGAGAUUUGGGCCUAUUGUACCUAAGUCCUUGAAAUGCUCUAUUGGGCCUUUGGCCCAUGAGAAAUGAAUAUUUUGUAAGGAAGUGGU